Messenger RNA from Myotis davidii, 2183 nucleotides. RefSeq names its product laminin subunit alpha-3-like. The transcript is spliced from 15 exons. Gene Ontology annotation, biological process: axon guidance. The record is from RefSeq and is a predicted model, not a curated record. Gene Ontology annotation, cellular component: basement membrane. Bases 1 to 2088 code for a protein of 695 amino acids. NCBI's taxonomy places the organism in Eukaryota, Metazoa, Chordata, Mammalia, Chiroptera, Vespertilionidae.
AUGCACCUCUGCCUGCUUUACCAGCAGUUGCCACUGGCCCGCUUCCCCUGCGCCCUGGCUUGUGAGGCCACACACUUCCUGCUGGAUGGACAGCCAAGACCUGUGGCCCUGAGGCAGCCCAGCCCCGCUCACCCCGUCAUGGCAGAUCUCGGCGGCCGAGAGGUGGAACUGUACCUGCCGCUGCGGGUCCCGUGGGCCGGCCGCUAUGUGGUCGUGGUCGAGUAUUCCACGGAGGCAGAGCAGAUGUCUGUAGCCGACGUGCACGUGGGGAGCCCGGGGCCAGGCCUGGCCGGCCAGGUGACCAUCUACAGCUGCCAGCACAGCGUCCUGUGCCGGAGCGCCCUGACCGACGGCCGGGGCCGCCUGGCCACCUACGAGCUGCUUGCUGACGCGGACGUCCGGCUCAGAGUCCGCAGCGCCCGGCUCCUCCUGCAUCAGAUUUGUAUCAUUCCCAUCGAAGAAUUCUCAACGGAAUAUUUGAAACCUCAAGUGAGAUGCAUCGCCAGUUACGGGCCAUUUGCGAACCAAAGGGCCACGUGUCUCUCCGUGUCCCCCGAAACUCCUCCAGCAGCACUGAUUUUGGAUGCCCCACCUGGGGGGCCUCCCCCUCUCCUGCCCCAGGAUCCUUCUCCUUCCACUGAUGUGGUUACUGGCUUCACCAUGGAGUCACCACAGAGCCAAGUGACCCUGAGAGGACGCGUGCCACGCCCCGGCCGCUACGUCAUCGUCAUCCACUUCUACCAGCCAGCACACCCCGCGUUCCCCGCAGAGGUGUCUGUGGACGGAGGGCGGCGCUGGCCAGGCGUCUUCCGUGCCUCCUUCUGUCCCCACGUGUUGGGCUGCCAGGACCAGGCCAUCACCAGAGACCAGCCUGAGUUCGCCGUCUGGGAGCCGGAGGUGGCUGUGACUGUGAAGGUUCCGGAAGGAAAGUCCUUAGUGCUGGUCCGCAUCCUCCUGGUGCCCGCGGAGAACCACGCCUACCAGACCCUCCACCCGCAGUCGGUGGACAAGUCCCGCGAGUUCGUCGCCAACUGUGGAGGGAACAGCUUUUAUAUUGAUCCCCAGACGGCUUCCAGGUUCUGUAAGGACUCUGCCAGGUCCCUGGCAGUGCUCUACCACGAGGGUGCGCUGCCCUGUGAGUGCCACCCCACCGGUGCUGCUGGCCCUCACUGCAGCCCCGAGGGCGGGCAGUGCCCUUGCCAGCCCGGCGUCAUCGGUCGGCAAUGCACCCGCUGUCGGACGGGCUACUACGGAUUCCCACGCUGCAAACCGUGCAGCUGCGGCUGGCGCCCCUGCGAGGAGACAACGGGGCGAUGCCUCUGCCCUCCGCGCACAGCCGGGUCCCAGUGCCAGGUCUGCGACGCCCACUCCUUUGGCUUCCACCCCUGGGUGGGCUGCCAGCCCUGCAACUGCUCCAGCGUGGGCACGGCAGGCAUGGUGGGCACCCCUGAGUGCCACCCGGACCACGGGCAGUGCAGGUGCAGGCCCAGAAUCUCAGGGUGGCGUUGUGACCGAUGCGCUCCUGGGUUUCACCGCUUCCCCGAGUGCGUCCCCUGCCGCUGCAGCAGAGACGGGACGGAGCCCGGAGUCUGCAACCCGGAGACCGGGGCCUGCCUCUGCAAGGAGAAUGUGGACGGUGCCGAGUGCGACGUGUGUCGAGAAGGCUCCUUCCACUUGGACCCGGCGAACCCCCAGGGCUGCACCAGCUGCUUUUGCUUUGGGAUCAGCCGUCACUGCCACAGCACCCACAGACGGAGAGCGAAGUUUGUGGACAUGAUGGGCUGGCGCCUGGAGACAGCGGACAGGGCCCAGAUCCCCGUCUCCUUCAACCCCGGCAGCGGCAGUGUGGUCGCCGACCUCCAGGAGCUGCCCUCCACCGUGCUCAGCGCCACCUGGGUCGCACCUCCCUCCUACCUGGGGGACAAGGUCUCCUCCUACGGUGGCUUCCUCACCUACCAAGUCAAGUCCUUCGGGCUCCCGGCCGACAUGGCCCUUCUGGGGAAGCAGCCAGCUGUGCAGCUCACUGUGGGUACCAGCCCAACUCGAGGGACAGAGCGGGCGGCCGCCGUCGGCACUGAUUCCCUUUAGGGCAGCUUGACGAGGGGCUGCGAAUGUCUCGAUGACGUCGUUUCCAAUAUUUGUAGAAACUAAAUGAAGGGUAGACCAUGCAGUGCCUGCCGGGA